AUGGAAUUUAAGUCACUAAGUGCACGUCCACUAAAAAUAUUUUCGUUACCAGAAGAUAUCCUUUCGUCGUUUUGUAAGCCAGAAACAAUUUUGAAAGAAAAAAGUAGUGUCAAUGAUAUAGAAACAGAAGUAAAUAAUGAGCCUUUUAAACCAACCUGUUUGGCAUGUGGUAUUUUGUCCUUCGAUACUUUAGAGCAGCAAAGAACUCAUUAUAAAUUAGAUUGGCAUCGCUUUAAUGUCAAACGUCGUGCUAAGUGUCUCGACGCCGGUAAAACUCAGUAUACUCCAAUCUCUGAACAAAAAUUUGAAGAACUCAUGGAAGGUCCAUCAAGUAGUUCUUGUUCAGAGAGUGAAUGCACUGAUACAUCCUUACAAGACGAUGUUUCUAAUCUAGUAGACGAACUUCAAAGUGUUGAUCUUGAGGAAAAUUCAGAGAAAGAAGCUUUACCUGAUAAAGGUAUUCUGAGAUCAUCCAAGCCAAUAGUAUGGUUUACUUGUCCAAAUGUACUUCCUGAUGAUGUUUGUCUUGGUGUGUACAAGCAUAUCCUUAAUGGUAGAGGAAAUGAUCCGAGUACCGUCAUGGAAGAUAUCAAAAGAUUACAAGUUAAAUCUGGUAACAAUAAACCAAGGUAUUGGACUAUGUUGAUGAUCAGUGGUGGCCAUUUUGCGGGGCUUAUUUUAGAUAUGACUCAAAAUGUAAAUGUGAAGAACAUGGAAGAAGUUAAAGAGCAUGUUUGUAAAACUUUUCAUCGAUAUACAACGCGUCGAAAGCAAGGUGGGAGUCAGGCGAAUAAUGAUAAUUCUAAAGGAAAAGCCAGGUCAGCUGGUGCAGAGAUAAGGAGAUAUAAUGAAGCUGCGUUAGAAAGGGAUGUUCGUAUACUGCUCAAUCAGUGGAGUCCGUUGAUCGAUCAGAGUGAACUUGUAUUUGUACAUGCUCCAGGAGCAGCGAACAAAAAGAUUAUCUUUCAUUAUGAUGGUGCUGUUCUGCGAAAGGGUAUUUUUCAAACUUAUUAUUUACAACGUAUUUUGUCCGAAUAUUUAUAG
Molecule: messenger RNA, 1044 nt
Organism: Racocetra fulgida
Lineage: Eukaryota; Fungi; Glomeromycota; Glomeromycetes; Diversisporales; Gigasporaceae
Source: the annotation of a GenBank genome assembly